This is a messenger RNA of Nothobranchius furzeri (turquoise killifish), 8335 nucleotides long. RefSeq names its product patched 1 (gene ptch1). Gene Ontology annotation, molecular function: hedgehog receptor activity; smoothened binding; hedgehog family protein binding. Gene Ontology annotation, cellular component: plasma membrane. The record is from RefSeq and is a predicted model, not a curated record. Gene Ontology annotation, biological process: negative regulation of smoothened signaling pathway. Lineage: Eukaryota; Metazoa; Chordata; Actinopteri; Cyprinodontiformes; Nothobranchiidae.
UAUCGCCACACGCUUUCGGGGGAAUACUAUCAAGUGGGAAACGGUAACGCAGUCCCCGCAACAUCAUGGCCUCGGCUGUUAAUGCGCCCUCCGAACAGGAAAACAGAGACCCCGAACGGCCGAGGAUAACGCGGAGGAGCAGGGGGGACUAUACCCGCAGCACACCGCUGGAUUUGGAGUAUUUGCAGCGGCCGAGUUACUGCGAUGCGGGCUUUGCUCUGGAGCAAAUCUCAGAGGGGAAGGCGACUGGGAGGAAAGCGCCUCUGUGGCUCAGAGCGAAGUUCCAGAGACUUUUAUUCAGGCUGGGCUGUUACAUACAGAGGAACUGUGGAAAGUUUUUGGUUGUAGGCCUCAUGAUUUUUGGAGCUUUCGCCGUGGGCUUAAAGGCAGCUAAUUUGGAAACAGACGUGGAGAAACUCUGGGUGGAAGUUGGCGGACGCGUAAAUCAGGAACUGAAGUACACCAGGCAGAAGAUGGGCGAGGAAGCCAUGUUUAACCCUCAGCUGAUGAUUCAGACGCCGCGAGAGGAGGGGGCCAGCAUUCUAACGGUGGAGGCCAUCCUGCAGCACCUGGAGUCUGCUCUCCGAGCCAGCAGAGUUCAUGUUUACCUUUAUAACAGAAAAUGGGAAUUGGAACAUUUAUGCUACAAAUCAGGAGAAUUCGUGACAGAAACUCAUUUCAUGAAUCAGAUGAUAGAAAAUCUUAAUCCCUGCCUCAUCAUCACCCCUUUGGACUGUUUCUGGGAAGGAGCCAAGCUUCACUCUGGAAUGGCUUAUCUUCCAGGUGAGGGCUUCAGGCAGUGGGCCGAUUUUGACCCCAAGAAGUUCCUUAACAAGCUCAACCUGACUAGCUUUCUCCUGGAAGACUUUGAGGACAUGUUGGAGAAGACGGGCGUUGGACACGGCUACAUGGAUAGACCCUGUCUGAACCCCGCUGACCCUGACUGCCCUCUCACCGCACCCAACAAGAACUCAACCAAGCCUUUAAAUGUGGCGCGGACUCUGAGCGGAGGCUGCCACGGUCUGUCCAAGAAGUACAUGCACUGGCAGGAGGAGCUGAUCAUAGGUGGGACCACAAAGAACGGCAGUGGGCCCCUGCUCAGUGCCCAGGCCUUACAGACCAUGUUCCAGCUGAUGACUCCCAAGCAGAUGUUUGAGCACUUUCGGGGCUACGACGAAGUUUCCCACAUCAACUGGAACGAAGAAAAGGCUGCAGCCAUCCUGGAAGCCUGGCAGAGGAGAUACUCUGAGGCAGUGCUGCAGAGUGUGGCAGAAAAUUCAUCCCAGAUAGUCCUACCUUUUACCACCACCACCCUGGAGGACAUUCUCAAGUCUUUUUCUGACAUCAGUGUUAUUCGUGUGGCCAGCGGCUACCUGCUCAUGCUGGCUUACGCGUGUCUGACAAUGCUACGGUGGGACUGUGCUAAGUCCCAAGGUGCCGUGGGCCUGGCGGGGGUCAUGCUGGUGACCUUGUCUGUGGCAGCUGGCCUAGGUCUCUGUUCCCUUCUGGGCAUCUCCUUCAAUGCUGCCACAACACAGGUUCUUCCCUUCUUAGCCUUGGGAGUCGGAGUGGAUGACGUCUUCCUUCUUGCUCAUGCCUUCAGUGAAACCGGACAGAACAAGAGGAUCCCAUUCGAGGAUCGUACGGGGGAGUGUUUGAAGAGGACAGGGACCAGUGUGGCGCUCACCUCCAUCAGUAACGUCACAGCGUUCUUCAUGGCCGCCCUCAUCCCCAUCCCAGCGCUCCGUGCCUUCUCUCUACAGGCGGCGGUGGUGGUGGUCUUUAACUUCGCCAUGGUGCUGCUCAUCUUUCCCGCCAUCCUCAGCAUGGACCUUUACCGACGCGAGGAGAGGCGUUUCGAUAUUUUCUGCUGCUUCUACAGCCCUUGUGCCAAUCGUGUGGUUCAGAUCGAGCCUCAGGCGUACUUGGAUGGGGCAGAUGCGGGGCGCUACAGCCCUCCUCCAUCAUAUUGCACCCCUCCCCCCUCAUAUCACACGCCUCCCCCAAGCUACAGCAGUCCUCCGCCGUCCUACAGCAGCCACAGCUUUGCCCAGCAGACCCAGAUCACCAUGCAGUCCACCGUGCAGCUCAGGACGGAGUACGACCCCCGGACUCAAGCCUUCUACACAACAGCCGAGCCCAGGUCCCAGAUCUCCGUGCAGCCGAUUAACCCGGCUCCAACGAGGAGCAACCGCAGCAGUGACUAUUACAACAACAACAACAGCAGCAGCAGCAAUCACGGAAACCUCAGCAACAACAACAACAGCAGCAGAGGCAACAGCGGAUCUAGAGGCUCCGCCUCUUUCUCUCACCAAUAUCCUGCAUCUACAUUGACCCCGCCCACUUCCAGUUCCGUUCCUCAGGGUGACACGGUCUCGUCUACUGGUCAGAGUCCAGAGAACAGCAGCUCCACCCGGGACCUGCUGUCCAACGUCGGAGAGGCCUCUCUGGGCCUGCACUGCCUCGAGCCCGCCUGCUCCCGCUGGACGCUGGCCUCUUUCGCUGAGAAGCACUAUGCGCCGUUCCUUCUGCAGCCCACCACCAAGGUGGUUGUGAUUAUGCUAUUCCUCUGCCUGCUGGGAGUCAGCCUGUACGGGACCACCCAAGUUCGGGAUGGCCUGGAGUUGACGGACAUAGUGCCCAGAGAGACCAGCGAGUACGACUUCAUCGGCGCCCAGUUCAAGUUCUUCUCCUUCUACAACAUGUAUGUAGUGACCCAACGGGCCGACUACGCCCAGAUCCAGCCUUUGCUGCACCAGCUUCACCACAGGUUCCACAGCAUCCGCUACGUGCUGAAGGAAGAGGACGGUCAGCUGCCCCGCAUGUGGCUCCACUACUUCAGGGACUGGCUGCAAGGACUCCAGCAGGCGUUCGACACAGACUGGGAGGCCGGCCGCAUCACCACCAACAACUACAGGAAUGGAUCAGAUGAGGGCAUCCUGGCAUACAAGCUCUUGGUCCAGACGGGACGCAGGGAAAAACCCAUCAACUUCAACCAAUUGACUCGUCAGAGACUCGUGGAUGCAGAUGGGAUCAUCAACCCUGGAGCUUUUUACAUCUACCUAACCGCCUGGGUCAGCAAUGAUCCUGUGGCGUAUGCUGCCUCACAGGCCAACAUCCAUCCACACCCUCCUGAGUGGAUCCACGACCGAACCGACUCCAUGCCCGAGACACGUCUCAACAUUCCCGCUGCAGAGCCCAUCGAAUACACACAGUUCCCCUUCUACCUCAACGGGCUCCGGGAGACGCCACAGUUCGUGGAGGCCAUCGAGAGCGUGCGGGAAAUCUGCAACAACUACAGCCAACAAGGCUUGCCCUCCUACCCCAACGGCUACCCUUUCCUGUUCUGGGAGCAGUACGUUAGUCUACGCCACUGGCUCCUCCUCUCCAUCAGCGUUGUGCUCGCCUGCACCUUUCUGGUCUGCGCCCUUUUUCUGCUCAACCCAUGGACUGCUGGCAUCAUAGUGUUGGUGCUUUCUCUCAUGACAGUAGAGCUGUUUGGCUUCAUGGGGCUGAUGGGAAUCAAGCUGAGCGCUGUCCCUGUUGUGAUUCUCAUCGCCUCGGUAGGCAUCGGAGUGGAGUUCACCGUCCACGUGGCUCUGGCAUUCCUGACGGCCAUAGGGGACCGUCACAAGCGAGCGGUGCUGGCUUUGGAGCACAUGUUUGCACCGGUGCUUGAUGGAGCCUUUUCCACUUUAUUAGGUGUCCUAAUGCUCGCUGGCUCAGAGUUUGACUUCAUUGUCAGGUAUUUCUUCGCAGUGUUAGCCAUCCUAACAGUUCUUGGAGUACUGAAUGGAUUGGUCCUUCUCCCAGUGUUAUUGUCAUACUUUGGACCGUAUCCAGAGGUAUCGCCAGCUGAUGGUUGCAGUCGCCUACCUAGCCCAUCUCCAGAGGCCCCAUCUAGAGUGGUACGCUUCUCGGUUCGUCCUCCCCAAACCACUGGGGCCACCACCACCACCACCACCUCAGGGGCAGUUACAGACUCGUCAGACUCAGAGUACAGCUCUAACACAACAGCAUCUGGAAUCAGCCAGGCGAUGCAGGAUUACAACCUGCACUCGCACAGGGCUGAGGAGCAGCAGUACCACCUCCAAACCAGCAGGGGUAGAGCUGCCAGGACGGAGAAUGAAAGAAGAGAGGGAUCAGGGCACAGACGUUUACCUCCCAGACAGCAUAAUCCUCCAGCCUAUACCAUGUCAUCAUCUUUUCCCUCUCAGCGCUGUGAUUCGGGGACUACGCAACACAACAGCAGCAGGGACCGUAGGAGCCAGCGGCGCCGGCAAGCCCCGCCCCCGGCCCGCCCGCGCACAGACGCUUUUGGCACUGCUACUGAGGCUGGGGGCUAUCACGGCCCGCCCGGCCACAGAGAACACUCAGCAGGCCACCAGGGCUGCUCCUCCCCCAACCCUCAGCCUCAUCACCACCUCCCACACCAACACCCCGGCACCGCCUCGUUCUGUCAGCCCAUCACCACGGUAACAGCAUCAGCCUCAGUAACCGUCGCCGUUCACCCUGCCCCCUUCUCCGCCCAGAGCCCAGCCUCUUCUUACCCAGAAUACACUGCAGCAGACAGUUACGGCCCAUCGGGGCCAGAGGAGCCAGAGGCAACCUUCCAAGACCCCCACGUGCCAAUUUACACUCACACAGAGGCCAGAGAAGUCAAGAUGGAGGCCAUGGAGCUCCAAGAUUUGGAGUCAGAGGCAGCUGAGAGCAACCGUGGAGGACAGGGUAGCUGAGUUUCGGAGAACAGGCGCACUAUGGCCAAAGAUGGACUUCUCUGUAUUACUAAGCAACUGACCCAGCUUAGCCCAACCUCGCUCGCUCCCACCCCCCAUAGCGAGAAGCUCGCCAGUGUUUCAAUAAUGGUGCUUGUUGUUACUGUAACCUAUUGGACUGUUGUCAUAGAUAUGUCUAUCUAUAUUUAUAAGUUGUACACAUAUGUAAAUAUGAACAAAAAAUAGGUAUAAUUCUAGGAGCUGUACAAAUCCUCUUGUUAAUAGACAGGGGCUGUCAUUUUGUAAGUGUGUGUGUGUGUGUGUGUGUGUGUGUGUGUGUGUGUGUGUGUGUGUGUGUGUGUGUGUGUGUGUGGAUCUGUGCCAUUAGGAAGUGUUAUCUAGAAAAAAAUAUAUACCUGUCAGCAUUCACUGUUGCUGCUCAAAAUAUAAAGUCUUCUAAUUAUUAAUGUACAUUUAUAACACUAUGCAACUGCCUACUUAAAAGUAGUGAUCUGUCUGGGUACAUGAAUGUGUGUGUGUGUGUGUGUGUGUGUGUGUGUGUGUGUGUGUGUGUGUGUGUGUGUGUGUGUGUGUGUGUGUGUGUGUGUGUGUGUGUGUGUAAAGCUGUUUAAUGUGAAACAGCUCCAUUAUUUUCUGGCUUAUUCAUUAGAAACAACUGAACAUACUAAUACUUCAAACAAGAGGGAAAGAGAAUUAUCAGUCAAAGCAAGUGUGUGUGUGUGUGUGUGUGUGUGUGUGUGUGUGUGUGUGUGUGUGUGUGUGUGUGUGUGUGUGUGCGUGCGUGCGUGUGUGUGUACAGGUACGCUUGUAAAACUAUAAAUUUUUAUCACAAACCUGUGGUAGUUAUGAAAGAAAUAUUGUUUUAACUUGACACGCCAUGCGUGCUAUUUAAGAUGAGCUGACAUGAAGAAUUUUUUUUGUUUUAUUUCUUCUCUUUUGGUUCUCCCAAGUUUUUGCCUUCAAACCUGUUUCUGCACUCAGCUCUGUAUCACUGUCUCGUUAGGCUGGUUGUGUUUUUACUGUACGAGGUUAUGUGUCGUUAAACCCUGGCAGGCUCAAAAACGGGUUAUGUGUCGUCUACCCACCUCAGAAAUCAACUCUACCUUUUACGGGGAUCUUCACGUCGCAGAUUCUGGAACAGGGUCCAAACAAGGUGCUACCUCUGCGCCUAGAGUGGCUUUGCCUUCACCGAUAAGCUAAAGUUCAGACUGUAUACUGUAUGACCCGAUCCAACAUGGCACUUGACUGCAUGUUCAUUCACAGAAAUGUCUCAUCUGUAGUAGCUCUUACUCUUCCGUUCAAUAAGCUAGACCGCUGCUUGCCCCCCACCCCCCCAAUGACAGUAAAGACAACUGGUCCUAGUUUGCACCGCAGCUGUCCCCAUUGACCUCAGCUUGUAAAAAUCCACAACUUAAGGCCAUGACACUAAUUGGAUGUCUCCCCUCAGCUGCUAAAUUGCACAAGCCUGAGCCUCGGGGUGGGAUGGGGGCGGAUGGGGUUAGCGCUUUAGUCCACCAGCCUCCUCCUCCUCCUUCACCAGCUAUGGCCAGUUUAAAUCUGCAUGUGCCAGCAGGCGCACCUGCAACCCCUCCACCCGCCACACUUACCCCCCCCCCCCCCCCCACCCCCCGCUCUUACUCCCUCCACAUCACCAUGUUGACACCUUCACUUCCUUCUAGCUCUUCCUCAAAGUUUCUUUUUGUUUAUGGCACGGUAUGGGGGCCAAAAUUAAGACUACUGCCCAGCAGCAGGAGGCUAUAUAAAUUCUGAAGCAAACUACCGACCUGAUUAAUGAUAAGAUGGUGCCGAUAACUGAGAGGCUGGCGCUGCUUACUGAGAAAUAGUACCUUUACCAGCAUUAUUACUAGAUACACUAGUGACUAGCAGUCCUCGGCUGGUCAUUGACUGGUUCACACACUCCCUCUGCUGUCUAUUAGCAUGAAAAGGCUAGCGUUAGCCUGGACGAGCUGGUGUUAGCAUUGAGAGGCUAGCCAUUAGCGUGUCUAGGCUGGCCACUAGCUGGAUUUCCUACCUCCUCGACGGACCAUUAGCAUGGAUAGGCUGGCAUUAGCAUCAGAGAGGCUAGCCAUUAGCGUGCCUAGGCUGGCCACUAGCUGGAUUUCCUACCUCCUCGAUGGACCAUUAGCAUGGAUAGGCUGGCAUUAGCAUCGGAGAGGCUAGCCAUUAGCGUGCCUAGGCAUGCCACUAGCUGGAUUUCCUACCCCCUUGACGGACCAUUAGCAUGAAUAGGCUGGCAUUAGCAUUGGAGAGGCUAGCCAUUAGCAUGUCUCAGAGAGUCACUAGUCAGCUAGUGGCCAGCCUAGGCACGCUAAUGGCUAGUCUUUCCGAUGCUAACGCCAGCCUAUCCAUGCUAAUGGUCCGUCAAGGGGGUAGGAAAUCCAGCUAGUGGCCAGCCUAGGCACGCUAAUGGCUAGCCUCUCCAAUGCUAACACCAGCCCGUCCAGGCUAACGCUAACCUAUCCAUGCUAAUAGACAGCAGAGGGAGUGUGUGAACCAGUCAAUGACCAGCCGAGGGCUGCUAGUACCUAGCGUAUCUAGUAAUAACGCCGGUAAAGGUGCUAUUUCUCAGUAAGCAGCGCCAGCCUCUCAGUUACCGGCACCAGCUUAUCAUUAAUCAGGUCGGUAGUUUGCUUCAGAAUUUAUAUAGCCUCCUGCUGCUGGGCAGUAGUCUUAAUUUUGGCCCCCAUGCCGCGCCAUAUUUGUGUGGGUCAGUUUUCCCCUCCUGUUACAUCAGCUGCUUGCAGGAAAUAGGUUAUUCUGUUCAUUUUGUUUAGUCUCCUCCCGCUGUCACAUUGGCAGCAGAGGAGCGACUCAUAGCUGGCAACUAUUUUAUUCAUUUCUAUAUGUUUUUUUGUUUAAUUGUGAUAUUUAUAUUUUUGUAAUAUAAAACAUGUUUUUUUAUUAUUGUUGAGAUGCCAGUGGAUAACAAAUGCAGGGAUUUUUAUGUCUAUUGAGAAAAAAAACACUAUUACAGUUUAAUGUUUUUUUUUACAUUAAUGGAGUUGAUCUGUAUAAAGUGCUUACUAAUGUUAAAUAGGAAAAAAGAGUAUAUAACAUUUUACACUUCAGAUCUCAUCAUAGCUCUUAGAGGAUUUGAAAAGGAAAAAAUUCAGACUUUCAGACUGCCAUUUUGGUCUCGGUUGGCGUGGAUUUAUGCUGUUUUCAGUUACAAAGAUAAAUGUAUGCCAUAUAAUUUAUUUAUAUGAAAAUUUAUUUUUGUAGUGUACAUAGUAGUUGUCAAGGUGUUUGACAGAAGUAUAUUUCUAAAGAGUUUAUAUGUAUUGAUAUACAGUAACAGAAAAAAGCCUUAAGGUGCACAGUUUCAUUGCUAACUGUCAUGUGAGACAACAUUGCCACCUCCCCUUCAGUAUUAAGUUUGGAUUCUUAGGAGAGAGAGAGAGAGAGAGAGAGAGAGAGAGCUGUUUCUAUGGGUUUUGUCAGAAGCUAGCCAUGAAAGUAGAAAAUUGUACUAGCUCUCUAAAUAUUAAUGUUCAAACACUGAUAGAAUUCUAACAAAUGAAAAUAUAACUUAUUUGUCUCUUUGUUCAUAACUUUAAUAAAUGGAAAUUUAAAAAAGA